Messenger RNA from Conger conger (European conger), 1662 nucleotides. Its product is annotated as zinc finger protein 704-like. Gene Ontology annotation, cellular component: nucleus. Gene Ontology annotation, biological process: regulation of transcription by RNA polymerase II. The coding region runs from base 219 to 1649 and encodes 476 amino acids. The transcript has 9 exons. The record is from RefSeq and is a predicted model, not a curated record. Lineage: Eukaryota; Metazoa; Chordata; Actinopteri; Anguilliformes; Congridae. Gene Ontology annotation, molecular function: DNA-binding transcription factor activity; RNA polymerase II cis-regulatory region sequence-specific DNA binding.
UUGUUGUGUUGCAAGAAAAACAAUAUUUUUCUCUUGCCGGGUAAUCCGUCAAUUUAGUCGAAUGGAAUAAAAUAUUUUAGCGGUAUGGCAAUCCAGAAGUGGAAGUCAACUUAAACCAAUCAUUUUUAAACACAUAGGCUCGUUUAUUUAAACAGAAAUCAAGUUCGCUUCCAAAAAAAACAGCUUUUGUGGUCUUCGGUGGAGCUUACAGUCUGAAGAUGAAUUCGGAAGGUCUUCUCAACAAGUCUUUGAAGGUUGGAAUAAGCGGCUGCACCAUUGUGCCUGAUUUUGCCGGUAACGACUGUCGGCAUGCUGGAGCCAGGAAGGCAAAUUGCAAGUUUGCUGCAACUGUAGAUUCUCCCAAAUUACCAAGUGCUGCUUCCACUGGACGGUUUUUAUGUGCACUAUUUCUGGACAACGGAGGCGCUGCGAAGGAGUACCGCAGCGAAGACGUCGCGUUCAGUGGAACUGUUGUAACGACAGAGGGCAAAGAAGAACGACUGAAUAAAGGUCCGGGUACGGACAGGGGAGUCCAGGACAGGAGACGGGACCUGUCGCCACAGGACGCGGAGGUCAGGGGUCAGCACCCAGCAGGGCGUGGCCUCCGCACGUGCACCUCCUCGCUGAUCCUCGUGCCCGUGCACAGGGCAACAGAAGGACAUGCAGACAGAGAAGUGAUGGCAGCUGCUGCCCUGACGUCUCUCUCCAGCACCAACCCCCCGGUGCCACCCCCAAAUACAGCUGCAGUUCCUGGAUCCUCCAGCAGCCUUUCCGGGAGCUGCAGCAGCUCCACCAGUGGGAACUGGAGCUGGGAUGCCAGCGACCAAUCGGUGCCCUCCACGCCUUCGCCCCCUCUGUGCAGGGACGUCAGCAGGGGCUCGCUGCCCUUGUCUCCGGGCGACGGCUUCACAGAGGAGGCGGAGACCACGCACUUCCUGUUUGAGGACCCCAUUCCCCGGAAGAGGAAGAACUCCAUGAAGGUGAUGUUUAAGUGUUUGUGGAAGAACUGCUCCACUGUGCUGAGCUCCUCUUCGGGGAUCCAGAGACAUGUGCGCACCCUUCACCUGGGGAGGAACGGAGACUCGGAGGACAGUGAAGGGGAGGAGGAUUUCUACUACUCUGAGAUGGAGGUGAAUGUGGACACUCUGUCAGAGGGCCUGUCCUGCCUCGCACCCGCCUCUCCGACCACGCCCGCGUUCCGCAAGGCCCUGCCCAUCUUCUCCUGCCCGCCUCCGUCCCAGCGUGCCGAGCUCCACUGCACCUCCCCCCUCAGCCAGUCAGCGCCCUCUGCCCUCUGCCACAUCCGCACUGACCACACCUACCAGGCGACGGCUCUGGUGAGCAUCCCCGGGACAGCGUCGGCGUUCCGGCCGAACGACGGCUGCACCAGCCUCUCCUGGCAGCCGCCCCCCUCGACUCCGCCCACCCAGAUCUGCAGUGUUAAGGUGACAGAGGUCAGACAGCCAAUCCAACAGGCCCCUGUCACAAAGCCCCACCCCCCUGCCCUGCCCACAGCCAGGCCCUCCUCAGGAAGCAGGAAGCUGCGCGGCGAGGCCAGGAAGUGCCGCAAGGUGUACGGCUUGGAGAAGAAGGACCUGUGGUGCACAGCCUGCCGCUGGAAGAAAGCCUGCCAGCGCUUCACCGACUGAUGCCCCCUGCUCC